Molecule: messenger RNA, 834 nt
Organism: Diuraphis noxia (Russian wheat aphid)
Lineage: Eukaryota; Metazoa; Arthropoda; Insecta; Hemiptera; Aphididae
Source: RefSeq, a predicted model, not a curated record
AUGGGGAAAAGUACUGCUGCUGCUAUAAUCUACCAAGUAUGUAAAGUAAUUUGGAGAAAAUUAAAAAAUAUUGUGAUUUCUCAACCCACAAAGGAAAAAUGGUUAGAAAUUUCCAAAGGAUUUGAACAAAAUGCCAAGUUCCCUAAUUGCAUUGGGGCACUUGAUGGCAAACAUAUACGUUUGAUACACCCUCCAAAUUCAGGGUCACUUUAUUAUAACUAUAAACAUUUUUUUUCGCUAGUAUUAAUGGCAUUGUGUGACUCUAAUUAUUGUUUUAUUUGGGUGGAUAUUGGGGCAUACGGAAAGAAUAGCGAUUCUGGGAUUUUUAAAGAAUCAUCUUUGUAUACUAAGCUCAUUGAAAAAACUUUGAAUAUUCCUGAACCAAGACCUAUUAUAGACAACGAUGAAAUCAAAUUGCCAUACGUCAUAGUUGCUGAUGAAGCGUUUGGUAUGCUAGAAAACUUGAUGAGACCAUUUGGUGGAAAUUUAUUAUCGCACGAAAAAAAAAUUUAUAAUUACCGACAUACUUUAGCACGACGAUAUAUAGAAUGUACCUUUGGCAUUAUGAGCAAUAAAUGGCGUAUAUUGCAUAGACCAUUAGAUGUGAAUAUUGAAUUUGCACAAGAUAUUGUUAAAGCUAUUUGUGUACUUCACAACUACGUCAGAAUAAGAGAUGGAAAUAGUUAUGAAGAAACGUUAUUUACAGCACCCCUAUCAAAUUUAACAAGUUCUACUACUGGACGUGCUAUACGAGUAGCAGAAAAUGUUAGAGUUAAAUUUAUGAAUUAUUUUAAUAACGAAGGAAGUAUAGAAUGGCAAAACCGCAUGAUAUAA